Spinacia oleracea (spinach) is the source of this 2311-nucleotide messenger RNA. RefSeq lists its product as uncharacterized. Gene Ontology annotation, cellular component: SCF ubiquitin ligase complex. Bases 259 to 1998 code for a protein of 579 amino acids. The record is from RefSeq and is a predicted model, not a curated record. Gene Ontology annotation, biological process: SCF-dependent proteasomal ubiquitin-dependent protein catabolic process. Gene Ontology annotation, molecular function: protein binding. NCBI's taxonomy places the organism in Eukaryota, Viridiplantae, Streptophyta, Magnoliopsida, Caryophyllales, Amaranthaceae. The transcript has 16 exons.
CCGCAACAUUUCCCUCGUCUAUCAGUCGUAACUUGUCCUCCUCCUUCUUUCGUGUCAUCAUCAUCAUCACCCCUCUCCACUUUCUCUCUCCUCCUUUCUCUUUCUUCUUCACUGUUUCACUGUUCCACUUCAUCAUCGGAGAAAUUCGAUCAUCAAGUUUUGGUAAUAGGGUCAACGAGAUCUUAGACAUGGUGUUUACAUAUUCUCUCAAAAAAUGCUUGGCUCCGUUUGAGUCUUUUUAGAUUUAUUGUUGCUGCAAUGGGUGGAGUUUGUUCAAGGAAGAGGGGUAACCAGGUCAAUGAAGAUGGUGUGCGUACAGGGGUCAACAGAAGAUACAGUAAAAACGGAAGUUCGAAAUGGUUGUUGGGCACCCCAUUCUUUAGAACGACAUCAGGUUGUCAGGGAGAGGGGGGUAGUUGCCCCUCGUUGAUGGAGCUAUGCAUUCAUAAAACCUGUCAGGAUAUUGACAAAUAUAGAUCAUUCUCAGUGUUGCCAAGAGAUAUAAGUCAGCAAAUCUUCGACGAAUUAGUCCGCUCACAUUGCUUAACUGAUGUUUCACUUGAAGCUUUCCGUGACUGUGCUCUUGAGGAUAUUUGUCUGGGAGAUUAUUCUGGAGUUGACGACAGUUGGAUUGACGUUAUUUCUUCUCAAGGCUCCUCUUUACUCUCCGUUGAUCUUUCUGGUUCUGAUGUGACAGAUUCUGGGUUGGCUCUCCUGAAAAGUUGCUCCAGUCUUCAAGCUUUGACUUUUAAUUACUGUGAUCAUAUCUCAGCAAAUGGCCUACGGAAUUUCAAUGGGCUUUCGAACCUUUCUUCUUUGAGUUUUAGGAGGAGUUAUGCUGUGACUGUUGAAGGAAUGCGUGCCUUCUCCAGCUUAGUCAACUUGCUUGAAUUGGAUCUUGAAAGAUGUUCUGGGGUUCAUGGUGGUUUUGUUUAUCUUAAAGGUCUCAAGAAGCUCAAGUCUCUUAACAUUAGGUAUUGUAAAUGUGUUACAGACUCAGAUAUGGAGGCAAUUUCAGAAUUUACAAACUUGAGGGAGCUGCAAGUUUCUUGCAGCAGCAUCACUGAUGCUGGCGUUUCUUAUUUGAAAGGAUUGCAAAAUCUUGUUUUGUUGAACUUGGAAGGUUGCCAGCUCAGUGCCGCAUGUUUGGAUUCUAUUUCAGCUCUCGUGGCUCUGUCAUAUUUGAACCUUAGCAGAUGCGGCCUGUCUGAUCAUGGUUUUGAUAAGCUCUCUGGACUUAAGAAUUUGAAGGUGUUCAAUCUGGCCUUCAACAACAUAACAUAUGCAUGUUUGGUUCAUCUCAAAGGUUUAUCAAAUUUGGAAACCUUGAACUUAGACUCCUGUAGGAUUGCUGAUGAAGGACUUGCUAACCUGACAGGACUUUUGCUACUGAAACAUUUGGAGUUAUCAGAUACUGAAGUUGGAAGCAAUGGGCUGCGGUAUCUGACUGGUUUAAUGAACCUCGAGAGCAUAAAUUUAUCAUUUACCUUGGUUACGGAUGCUGGUCUGAAGAAGCUUUCUGGUUUAAGUUCUCUGAAAUCACUAAACCUUGAUGCUCGCCAAAUCACAGACAUUGGGUUAGCUGCUCUGACAAGUCUGGCAGGCUUGAGUCAUUUAGAUCUUUUUGGGGCACGAAUAACAGAUUCUGGGACCCAAUAUUUGCGUUGCUUCAAGAACCUCCUGUCACUUGAAAUAUGCGGUGGAGGCUUGACAGAUGCUGGUGUGAAGAAUAUCAAAGAUCUUACUUCUCUAACGUUGCUCAAUUUAUCUCAAAACUGCAACCUCACUGACAAGACCCUGGAAUUGGUUUCUGGAUUGAUUGCAUUGGUAUCUUUGAACGUCUCAAAUUCUCGUAUAACAAAUGACGGGCUGCAACACUUGAAGCCUUUGAAGAACUUGCGCUCAUUGACGUUGGAGUCCUGCAAGGUAACUGCACCUGAGAUAAAGAAGCUCCAGUCCUCUGCCCUUCCUAAUCUUGCCAGCUUCCGUCCUGAAUAAGAUGAGCUGGAACUGUAAAUAUCACAUUUCUGCCUGGUCUGGCAUUGUAAAUAUGGGGGAAAUAAACACACUUUUAUAAUUAAGGUAAAAAUUAUGAAAUGAAUAGAGUAUGAUCUUGAGAAGCAACUUUGAUGGAUCGGUGCAAAUAGUUUGGAUUUCUGUACUAGUGAUCGUACUGUACUAGGCAGCCAUGCAUUUAAACCUUGUAUAUAGUAGUGCUUUCAGUAGAUUCAAUCCAUCAGUCAUCCUCUUAAAAGUGGUAUUGUGAAUUUGUACUAAAUUCAAGUAUUAAUCUGUAAGUUUUGGACCUUAA